GUGGGUAAAAGUGUUACUCAUCACAGAAAUUCCUUAAUGAUAUCUGUGUAGUUGGACAGGACGCUGUCUGAGGUUUGAGAGAGAGAGAGAGAGAGAGAGAGGGAGGGAAGCAGGGGGAAGACCAGUGACAGUCGUGGAGACUGUUUUUGUGAUUGGUUUGGCGGUCUCGCGCUCAAUGCGCUGUUCUUUUCAGCACCAAAGCACGAGCGCUUUAACGCACCAUCAGCAGCAUCCAGGACAGGAGGAUCAGCCGGAGAUACAGCACAAAGCAGAGUAGAACCUGAGCUUUCACAUCCCCUCUCCUUUUUCCUCUUCUGUUUUUGCGCUUAUCUCUCACUCUCUGUCACAACACAUGUACUUCAGACAUGUGUGGAGCAUCGCGAAAUCCCAGUGCUGACGUCUGCGUGACACAGGAGGUUUGACCUCAGCAUUAAGUAUAAAGGACAUGGAUAGUCCCAUCCACCACCACUGCCAUUUUGGUUAAAUGAUUGGGAUUUCUGGAUCUCCUAUUCCUCUGUAGCAACACUAUGGCAUUACAAUCCACUAUCCUGAACUGGGCUCUGUACCAUCUCCUUCUUCUCCUGACGGUUGAGAUUUGCUGUUGGUUGCCAUCAUUUUCUCAACGUCUGGAGCCUCUACCAACAGAGUAUGCCCACUCCAUCCGAAUAGAUGGCGACAUCAUCCUGGGCGGCCUUUUUCCCGUGCAUGCCCGUGGUGAACGAGGAGUGCCCUGCGGAGAGCUGAAGAAAGAGAAGGGCAUCCAUCGACUGGAAGCCAUGCUCUUUGCCAUCGACCUCAUUAACAAGGAUCCGGAGCUGCUGCCUAAUGUGACCCUCGGUGCUCGCAUUCUGGACACCUGCUCCCGGGACACAUAUGCCCUCGAGCAGUCGCUCACCUUUGUCCAAGCACUCAUCGAGCGCGAUGGCUCGGAUGUACGCUGUGCUAAUGGUGACCCCCCUGUCUUUGCCAAGCCUGAUAAGAUAGUAGGAGUGAUAGGAGCAUCUGCCAGCUCCGUCUCCAUCAUGGUGGCCAAUAUCCUGCGUCUAUUCAAGAUUCCUCAGAUCAGCUAUGCAUCCACAGCCCCAGAGUUGAGUGAUAACACCCGAUACGACUUCUUCUCUCGCGUGGUGCCUCCAGACUCCUACCAGGCACAGGCCAUGCUGGACAUCGUCACGGCCAUGGGGUGGAACUAUGUGUCCACUCUGGCCUCCGAGGGCAACUACGGCGAGAGCGGCGUGGAGGCUUUCGUUCAGAUCUCUAGAGAGAUGGGUGGGGUGUGUAUCGCUCAGUCUCUAAAGAUCCCACGGGAACCACGGCCAGGGGAAUUUGACAAGAUCAUCAUGCGGUUGUUGGAGACCCCCAACGCCAGGGCAAUCAUCAUGUUCGCAAACGAGGAUGACAUCAGACGAGUCCUAGAUGCUGCCAAAAGAAACAACCAGACUGGGCACUUCCUGUGGGUUGGGUCAGACAGUUGGGGCUCCAAGAUCUCUCCAGUGAUCCAGCAGGAGCAGGUGGCUGAGGGAGCAAUCACCAUCUUGCCAAAACGGGCUUCAGUAGAUGCCUUCGACCGUUACUUCCGUAGUCGCUCCCUUUCCAAUAACAGGAGAAAUGUGUGGUUUGCUGAAUUCUGGGAGGAAAACUUCAACUGCAAAUUGGGCAUGCAUGGCAAGCGUCUGGGAAGCUCCAAAAAGUGCACAGGGCUGGAGAAGGUGGGCCGUGACUCCAGUUAUGAGCAGGAGGGAAAGGUUCAGUUUGUCAUGGAUGCUGUAUAUGCUAUGGCCCACGCUCUCCACAGCAUGCAUCGGCACCUGUGCUUCGGCUACCCAGGCCUGUGUCCCCGCAUGAGCAACAUCAACGGCAAAGAGCUGCUGGAGUACAUUCGCAAAGUCAAGUUCAAUGGAAGUGCAGGGACUCCGGUUUCCUUCAAUCAAAAUGGUGAUGCACCUGGACGCUACGACAUCUUCCAGUAUCAGAUAAGCGAGAGUUCAGUGGCAGAGUAUAAAGUGAUUGGGAGCUGGACAAAUAAGCUACACCUAGAUGUGGAUGCCAUGCACUGGAGGACAGGUGACCCCAAUCUACCGGCGUCUGUGUGCAGCAUGCCGUGUCGGAUGGGUGAAAGGAAGAAGACUGUAAAGGGCGUCCCGUGUUGUUGGCACUGUGAGCGCUGUGAAGGCUACCACUACCAAGCGAACGAGUUCACCUGUGAGAUGUGUCCAUAUGAACAACGUCCUGACCGCAACCGAACUGGCUGCCAGCCUAUUCCAAUCAUCAAGUUGGAGUGGUACUCACCCUGGGCAUCUGUGCCUGUCUUCAUCUCUGUGCUGGGCAUCCUGGCCACCAGUUUCGUGGUGCUCACAUUCAUGCGCCACAAUGACACGCCCAUUGUGCGGGCAUCGGGACGUGAGAUGAGCUAUGUGCUAUUGACAGGCAUCUUCUUGUGCUACGCUAUCACCUUCCUGAUGAUUGCUACACCAACCGUUGCUGUCUGUUCUCUGCGCCGCAUAUUCCUAGGCCUGGGCAUGUGCUUCAGCCAUGCAGCACUGCUCACCAAGACCAACCGGAUCCAUCGUAUCUUCGAGCAGGGCAAGAAAUCUGUUGCGGCCCCACGCUUUAUCAGUCCUGCCUCACAGCUGGCAAUCACCUUUAGUCUAAUCUCUGUGCAGCUGUUUGGUGUGUUCGUGUGGUUUGCUGUUGACCCGCCUCACACGGUGGUGGACUAUGGUGAGCAGCGCACUGCUGACCCAGAUAAGGCACGGGGUGUACUCAAGUGUGACAUUUCAGACCUUUCUCUCAUUUGCUCAUUGGGCUACAGCAUCCUCCUAAUGGUCACAUGCACUGUUUAUGCCAUCAAGACCCGUGGGGUGCCAGAGACCUUCAACGAGGCCAAGCCUAUUGGAUUUACAAUGUACACAACCUGUAUCAUCUGGUUAGCUUUCAUACCCAUCUUCUUUGGCACAGCACAGUCAGCAGAGAGGAUGUACAUCCAGACCACCACCCUCACCAUCUCUCUGAGUCUAAGCGCCUCUGUAUCACUGGGGAUGCUUUACAUGCCGAAGGUCUACAUCAUCAUCUUCCACCCAGAGCAGAAUGUGCCAAAGCGCAAGCGCAGCUUCAAGGCCAUUGUCACUGCAGCCACCAUGUCGGGUAAGCUGACGCAGAAAGGAGGUGAUCGCCCCAACGGAGAGGUCAAGACAGAGCUCUGCGAAAGCAUGGAGACCAACACAGCACCCUCCACCAAGACGACAUAUGUCAGCUAUACCAAUCACGCCAUCUGAGAUGGGACUGCCUCCAUGGAGGGGUGAAGCCUCUCCAAAUCAAGACAUGUCAUGUGAUCCUGACAGGCAACUGAGCAUGAGACUUCCUGUCAUUCUGCAUUAAACUUAAACCUGUGAGAGAAAGGGACCACUGUAUCACACCAGUGCAAUCCAGAGUUACCACCACUGUCACACACACACACACACACACACUAAAGCACAAUCACAAUCAUAGAAAAAGGUGCAAACAGAGAUGCAGUUCUGCAGCUGUGGCAAAUAAAAAAUAAAGGAAAAAAAAAUGAAACAUAAAAAGCAUCCCAAUGAAAACAGUGCAAAAAGAAAUGUGAAACUGGUAUUUCCAUUGAACCUUUUGAAAUGUGAACAUAAAAAAGAUGAGACAUAUGAAAUCUACCAGAGUUGACCAUGUUUGCUGUAAUUCCUAUUGUAUGUAUUUUUGUGGAUGUGCUAUUUUAUUUUAUUUUUAAUCUUGUUCUACGUUGUCCGAAACCUGCAUAACAAGAUGAGCUGUGUCUUGUAUUGGCUAAAUGGACUAUAGCUGACACUGUAAGUGCCAUGAAUGACGCAUGCCAUUUUUUUUUAUACAAAAAUGAUUUAUUUAUAAUAAAGGAAUGUUUUGCAAAUGUGUAGCGUUGUUAGAUGUACAUUUAAAAGCCUGAGGAUGUGUCACUCACAUAUAGGCAGUGGAAUUAAAUUCUUAAUAAUUUAUAGCAGAAAUCUCAAUCCAGUAGCCCUAUGUUACUUCAACAUGUGACCUAAUUAUCCAGUUAAAAAUACAGUGUCAUUCAGUGAGCUACAGCUUCUUAUACAUGGGUUCAGAACGAUAGAAGCUGAGGAGGAGAAAAUCUCUUGCAUCUCUGUGCAAUCUCUUUGAUUUUCUUUGCAUUUGAAUCAACUGAUAGAAAUUGAAUAGUUCUUGUUCACACUUCGAAUCUUCACAUGGCUUUGAUUACUUAUUUAUAUUCAUCAAAUAUUUACAGUGCAAUACCUUUACAUUUUAUAUAAUCAGAUUAAACCAACUGACACUGUUUCCUACUACAGGAACUGAAGUGAUGUUUAGAUGUGGGGAAUCAGUUC
Hemibagrus wyckioides is the source of this 4349-nucleotide messenger RNA. It is a transcript of the gene grm8a, whose product is annotated as glutamate receptor, metabotropic 8a. The record is from RefSeq and is a predicted model, not a curated record. NCBI's taxonomy places the organism in Eukaryota, Metazoa, Chordata, Actinopteri, Siluriformes, Bagridae. Gene Ontology annotation, biological process: G protein-coupled glutamate receptor signaling pathway; regulation of synaptic transmission, glutamatergic. Gene Ontology annotation, molecular function: group III metabotropic glutamate receptor activity. Gene Ontology annotation, cellular component: membrane. The transcript is spliced from 11 exons. The coding region runs from base 528 to 3275 and encodes 915 amino acids.